This is a messenger RNA of Pterocles gutturalis (yellow-throated sandgrouse), 2144 nucleotides long. It is a transcript of the gene GNAZ, whose product is annotated as guanine nucleotide binding protein (G protein), alpha z polypeptide. The transcript is spliced from 2 exons. Gene Ontology annotation, cellular component: heterotrimeric G-protein complex. Gene Ontology annotation, molecular function: GTP binding; G protein-coupled receptor binding; GTPase activity. The record is from RefSeq and is a predicted model, not a curated record. The coding region runs from base 332 to 1399 and encodes 355 amino acids. Lineage: Eukaryota; Metazoa; Chordata; Aves; Pterocliformes; Pteroclidae. Gene Ontology annotation, biological process: adenylate cyclase-modulating G protein-coupled receptor signaling pathway.
AGUAUCUGAUGGAUCUAGCCAAACUCUGGCAAAGGGAAAUGUCCCUUCAUUAACAGGAAUGUGCCACUGCUUAUGCACGGGAAAGGGGAGUGCCAUGAGGUCUACUGAAGAGACUACUUCUGUGGUUGCAUAUCUACAUGUAUUUGCACCCUUGCUGGGCCUGAAUUAGGUGGUACAGGAAUCUUGGAACAGCAGGUAUUGGAUAGUGACUUUUUUUCUCGUUCAGGGCAUACCUGGCACGAGAACUGAAAGGCACUGCAGAUCUUUUUCAGAGACGUAAACAGAGUGAGACAAUCUCCAACCUUUCCCUUCUGUUACUGCCUGCUAUACCAUGGGAUGUCGGCAAAGCUCUGAGGAGAAAGAGGCAGCGCGGCGGUCCCGUAGGAUUGACCGCCACCUGCGCUCUGAAAGUCAGCGACAACGAAGAGAGAUUAAGCUCCUCCUCCUGGGUACCAGUAAUUCUGGGAAGAGUACUAUUGUAAAGCAGAUGAAAAUCAUCCAUAGCGGUGGCUUUAACUUGGAGGCCUGUAAAGAAUACAAACCUCUGAUUAUCUAUAAUGCAAUUGACUCUCUCACACGUAUCAUUCGGGCUCUAGCCACCCUUAAGAUAGAAUUUCACAAUCCUGACAGAGCGUAUGAUGCUGUGCAGCUUUUUGCCCUGACAGGCCCAGCUGAGAGCAAAGGUGAGAUUACCCCAGAGCUUCUGGGAGUCAUGAAACGGCUCUGGGCAGACCCAGGUGUGCAGGAGUGUUUUUGCCGCUCGAAUGAGUACCACCUAGAGGAUAAUGCUGCAUACUACCUAAAUGACCUGGAGAGGAUUGCAGCACUGGACUACAUCCCUACAGUGGAAGAUAUUCUGCGUUCUCGGGACAUGACCACAGGGAUUGUAGAAAAUAAAUUCACCUUCAAAGAGCUGACUUUCAAAAUGGUGGAUGUGGGUGGACAGAGAUCUGAACGCAAAAAAUGGAUCCACUGUUUCGAGGGGGUUACAGCAAUAAUUUUCUGUGUAGAGCUGAGUGGAUAUGACUUGAAGCUGUAUGAAGAUAACCAAACAAGUCGAAUGGCAGAAAGUUUGCGUCUUUUUGAUUCCAUCUGCAACAACAAUUGGUUUAUCAACACUUCCCUCAUCCUUUUUUUGAAUAAGAAAGAUCUGCUGGCAGAAAAAAUUCGACGCAUCCCCUUAACAGUCUGCUUUCCUGAAUACAAAGGCCAAAACACUUAUGAGGAGGCAGCAGUCUACAUCCAACGCCAGUUUGAGGACUUGAAUCGCAACAAAGAGACCAAGGAGAUCUACUCACACUUCACCUGCGCCACUGAUACCAGUAACAUCCAAUUUGUCUUUGAUGCAGUGACAGAUGUUAUCAUUCAGAACAAUCUCAAAUAUAUUGGCCUCUGCUAAGUAUCCUUGGGCUUAAUCUGUUUUCCUGAAGUGAUAAAAAAGGGGCUAACCACUACCGCUUCUAGUGGAAAAAAAAAAUGGCUCAAUGCUUAGUAGCCCAAGGAGAGAAAAGGGGAAACCUGAUGUAUGUGCACAGUUCCUCCUAUGCCCCUUAACUCGCUACAUCAUUUUUCACAAAUACAUGUUCUGGAGAGUGAAAGCCUCCUCUCCAAAAACACAUACACACAUCCCCAGUGGAAAAAAAAACCCCAACAAUUCAACCCUCCCCCCCUCCCCCCCAAAAAAGAGAGAUUGAGGCCUAACUCUGUGGAGAUGUUUUCACCACAGUCACUGCACUUUUAUUCCAUUUGUUUCAUUCCAUUUCCUACAGUGGGAGUGUUAUCAUGUUCUAUGUAAGAAAUAAUUCUUCAUCCAGUUGUCCUAAAAUUUUACUGACGUGAAGAUACAAAGCUGGUGAGUGACAGAUGAACUUGUUUGCAGGGUGUGGAGCAGAAUGGUUGUGUUAGGGAGAAAAGUUAGUUCAAACCAGAAGCUACAAAACAGGAGAGUUUAAGCAAAAUACUACUUAAAGUUGUAGAGAAUGGGCAUGCACCCACAAUAUUGGUACACACAGCCAAACAGUAUAUACACAUACAUCAUGUAUGCACAUGCACAUGACUCACAGCAUAUACUAUGUACACACUUCUGCUUUACUGUACUGUUUAUCAUGGACACCUUGCCUGUUAAAGGAAUUGUUGGUGCGCAA